Molecule: messenger RNA, 3105 nt
Organism: Lutzomyia longipalpis
Lineage: Eukaryota; Metazoa; Arthropoda; Insecta; Diptera; Psychodidae
Gene: C15
Product: T-cell leukemia homeobox protein 3
Exons: 5
Coding region: 1277-2179 (300 amino acids)
Biological process (GO): regulation of transcription by RNA polymerase II; animal organ development
Cellular component (GO): nucleus
Molecular function (GO): RNA polymerase II cis-regulatory region sequence-specific DNA binding; DNA-binding transcription factor activity, RNA polymerase II-specific
Source: RefSeq, a predicted model, not a curated record
UUCCAUACAGCGAUAUUACAUAAAAUCUCUCAGAUAUGAAGUAAUCGCAAAAAUAUACCCACAUAUUACUAUGUUGUAUAAAACCAUGCAUAAUAAAUCUGUUUUUUAAGGCUUCUUGAAAACAAAGACAAUAGGAUAAUUUUCUCUUUAAUAAAAUUUACUUAAUUCAACUUGUCCACCCAUAUAAAUUAUUCAGCAAAAAAAAAAGAUAAGUGUUUGUCACUCCUCUGUAAUGUGAUUACAUAGAUUACAUCCAUCUUCGCGGAAGCUAUAAUUAAUUUCCUCUACCAUAUCACAUAACUUUUAAUAAAAACCCCUCUAUAUGUACGAUGCUUAAGUAUAUAGCAAUGUGGGGAGUGGUAAAAGGACAAAUAAAGCAGUCAAUUGACAAUGUAUUCUACUUCUCGAGUGCUAUAAUGUCCUAUGUAAUAUGCAAAGAAAAUCCGUUUGGCCAUUUUCUAACUAAAUUGCUUCGCCAAAUCAAAAUAAAUACGAUUUCCCUCGUCGCACUUGCACUAAACACCGGGAAUCUGAACCAAUCGCAGCACCGCUGAUACGCCCAACCGACCAACUCACCAUGGCAUCAGACACCGCGGAACUCACACAACCAGCUACCAUCUCAAUGAACGCGCAAUCCGUAAGGCGGAGUCAUGGUGGUACUCAAGCGCACCACAUUUUGAUUCACUAUUCUUUCUGCUUAUCCGGCACCUCUGCAGUCUUUGUCCAGAAGUGCUCCGGAAAGCAUCUUGAGCGGACGCGGGAAUUUAUUUUUUGGCGCCUAAACGAAAAAAGAUUCCUCUUUCUUUCUAACUACAUAAUAAAUCCUUAAGACAAUUCUGUGAAAGAGUAGAGCAAGAAAUUAAUUAUCACAGGUGUUAAGGAGAAAUUUCAGGAGAUCCUUGAGUGAUUAAUGUACUUUCGCGAAUUUCUUAAUUUCUCUGACCAAUUUCUUGACCCAGCAAUUCCCAUUGGGGCUCUUGUGUGCGACAGAGAGGUAGCCAAUGUGUGAUUUGGAUGUUGACACCUCGAUGAUUACCUUCAUCCAUAUCGCUGUCAAUUAACGGUCAGCAAAUUGCUGUUCAUGUUUACGGUGACUGUGAUACCCCUGGGACAUGUUCCACCAUUCAAUAAGGUGUUAGCGUUAAUAAGGCAAUGUGAGCAAUAAUUUCUCCGUAUCAGGUGGUGUACAAGUGUGGCUUGCAAGUGGUGAUCAAAGUGCUUUUGUUGGGUGUUGGGGUCAAUUGCAAUAGCCGCCAAAAUAGCGCCCUUAACGGCAAUGUCGACCCACGGGGACGACGAACAGGAAAUAAAUGUGGAUGUGGAUUCGGACUCGAGGAUGAGUUGCGGAGGAAGUGGAUCAGAUAUUGAUUGUGACGGUGGCGGAAGUUGCUAUGAUGAUUCAGAAACUGCCAUAAGCGAACCGAUUCAGUCGGAACAGACGCGCUCCUCCAGUGAAACCCUGCCUUUCAGCAUAUCACGUCUACUAUCGAAACCUUUUGAGAAUAAUAAUAAAAAUGAUAAGGAAUUCUUGGAUACCGAGAGUAAAUUGUCAUCCGCACUGUCGUCGGCGGGUUUAACAUACUCCACAGCCGCCGGUAGUCUCUACACGUAUCCCCUGUAUCCACCUGGCCACGUGCUGAGAGUACCCCCACAGAGGGGUCCAUGUACUCCACUCACGUGGGCACUACCGCCCCUACAUCCUGCUGCCCUCGCUCAUCAGGCUGUGAAAGACCGAUUAGCAGCAGCCUUUCCAAUUGCUCGGCGUAUCGGUCACCCCUAUCAGAACCGAACUCCUCCAAAACGAAAAAAACCUCGAACUUCAUUUACACGAAUACAGGUAGCUGAACUGGAGAAGCGAUUUCACAAACAAAAGUACCUGGCAUCUGCAGAGAGAGCAGCAUUAGCACGAGGGUUGAAGAUGACUGAUGCGCAAGUUAAAACAUGGUUCCAAAAUAGACGAACAAAGUGGAGACGCCAAACAGCAGAGGAGCGGGAAGCAGAGCGGCAGGCAGCCAAUCGAUUGAUGCUGUCGCUGCAGGCUGAAGCGUUGAGUAAAGGAUUCGCACCUGCGGGUUCUGCUCCACCUCAUGCUACAACACCGACGGCAUCAGCAGCCCCUCCUCUUGCAGCUCUGCACGGUUUGCAACCCUGGGCUGAACCCCAUACGGCAGGUUGCUGAAAGAUUGCCCAAUUUGCCGUUUAUUUUGAGGGCUAAACUAACUAACCCAUGUGCGUGAUAGGAUGCCUAUGAGAGUGUGAGACAUUAAUCUGGAAUGUGGUUUAGUGCAAACUAUCAAUAGUGAAUCGUACAGCUAACAUUAAUAAUAUACUUUGUAAAGAAAAGACAAUGAAUGAUCUCAUGCAAAAUUGUGAAAAAAAAUGUGAAUUAACUGUAUAUAUAGCUAAACAGUGGCUUUCAUUUUCCUUAAAAAAAAUUAUUAGAUUAAUUAUUCAAUAUUUGAAUAAGAACUUACUAGUGUAACUAAUUCAAAGUCUUAAAACAAUUUUUAAAAGUUUUUUUUUUUAAUAUUUUCUUGAAUAUACUGCCUUUAGGAGAUCCCAGACAAUCUUUUCCUUAAAAAUUACAUAAAAUGGUCAGUGAAAACGUUUAAAUUUUAAAUUAAAAGUUAGUUUGUGAUUUUUUUAUUGUAUUUCUGAAAGCCACUAUAGUGUUACAUAGAAUAAGAUUUUAUUAUUGUAGAAAACGAUAUUAUCUUUAGUAAAGAGACAAGAGAAACUACUAAACAUAAACUUAUCACAAACGCAUACCUACAUACUCCUUAAAAAAAAUUGUUUUUUAGUUUUUAAAUUACUUUCCUUUACAAAUUAUACAAGAAUUCAAGGAAAAAGGAAUUAAAAAAACUAUUCAUGAUUUUUUCCUCUAUUCAGAAGUUUAAGAAAUCAACAAAAAAAAUACUUUUUUUUAUCUAAUAAAAUGACAUAAAUGCGUUAACAAUUUCAUACUCAAAUACCCCAAAACAAUGAGUUAUUAUUAAAUUGUAAAUAUAGCGAUAGAACUUCAAUUAAAAAGAAAAAUAGAGUUAAAAAAAAAGUAAUUUGUAAAAGAACCAAAAGUAGAAAUUCUCCUUUGUAAAAGUGAAGGAA